Messenger RNA from Aspergillus ochraceoroseus IBT 24754, 1293 nucleotides. Its product is annotated as sugar phosphate isomerase/epimerase family protein. The coding region runs from base 37 to 1125 and encodes 362 amino acids. NCBI's taxonomy places the organism in Eukaryota, Fungi, Ascomycota, Eurotiomycetes, Eurotiales, Aspergillaceae. The transcript has a single exon. The record is from RefSeq and is a predicted model, not a curated record.
CCCCCCUUCUGCAAAGACAGUGGAUUCCAAUCGAAAAUGUCUCCUCCCUUAGGUAUAGCCACUCUUUCCCUCGGGAACGCUCGGUAUCAUCGUUUAAAACCUCGUAUUGAAGCUGCCGCCCGCGCCGGCUACCAAUGGAUCGACCUCUUCGAUGAGUGCUGGGCCGCUUACCUGGAGGAACACGGUCUUGCCGGGGACCAGCUCUGGGAAGCAACGGAAGAGAAUCUCGGUGUAGCUCGUCAACUUGGCGAUUUGGUGAAAUCCCUGGGCAUGCGGAUAGCCUGCACGCAGCCCCUCCGCGCAAUCGAAGGCAUCAAGGAUCCCGCCGAGCGCCGCGCCACCCUUGACCGGGUCGCCAAACGCUUCCCAUUCAUGCGAGCUUUCGACACCGAUCUCGUUUUCAUGUGUGCCAAUGUCCGCACCGAUGCGGGCGUUACAGCAGACCUGCAGACCGUUGCUCGAGAUCUGGCUGAAUUGGGGGACAUGGCAAGGGCUUACUCGGAUGCGGACGGGGGUCCUCUGCUCCGGAUUGGAUACGAGGGGCUGUCAUGGGCUCGGAGAAACACCUGGGCCUCGACAUGGGAAGCGGUCCGAAUGGCCAACCGACCCAACGUCGGACUGAUUGUCGAUGCUUUCAACGUUUUGGCCGUGGAGUUUGCGAACCCUUAUCACCCUGACGGCCACGGCAGGAUCUAUGCCACGCUGGAAGAGUCACUAGAUGUGCUCCGUGCCUCGCUCACAGCUUUAGUGGCCACUGUUCCCGGGGAUCGGAUUUUCUUCUUUCAAGUUGCGGAUGCCGAACGCGUGGAUCCAAGGACCUUCAGGCCUCCUACAGACCCGACAGUGCCUCGCUUACUUCCUUGGUCGAGAGGACAUCGACUUUUCCCUUACGAAUCGCAUCUCGGGGGGUAUAUGCCGGUUGAAUUGGUGGCUGCUGCGGUUCUUGCAACCGGUUAUCGCGGUCCCUUCUCGUUGGAAGUAUUCAACAACUCACUCAAUGUCCCUGGGGAGGAUGUACCCACCACACAUGCCCAGCGUGGUAUCGCUGGGCUGCGGAAGUUGGUGGAGGAGAUUCCCAAAGUGCCAUCAUUCUGGGAACGGGGAAAGAUGUUCGGGAGAUUGUGAUAUAUCACCUUUGUUUCGCAAAUAAAUAUUCUAGAAAAGGGAGAUAGAAUCUGUUCUCCACGUUUGUCAGUUCUAUCGACGUGCUCUAUUUUUAUAUCAUAGAUUUGCGAGAUAUCUCAUAGUAAAUCAUCCAUCUAAUCAUCAAAUCAUGCAUAUAUAUAUAUAUAC